Molecule: messenger RNA, 1804 nt
Organism: Schistosoma curassoni
Lineage: Eukaryota; Metazoa; Platyhelminthes; Trematoda; Strigeidida; Schistosomatidae
Source: the annotation of a GenBank genome assembly
GUUCAGCUGUGUCACCUGAAUUCUGACCGGUCUAAAAGUAUUUCAAGGUCGCCCGUGAGUUGUGGUCUUACCUCAGAGGCUCUGGUCGUACAGACCAGCCAGUUUGUAUGUCAUGGCGUUCCUUGUUGGUUCCUCUUCAUCAUGCAAUCGUGAAAAAUUAUAAUCAUCUGAAAGUUACGAGUGCUCGGUCGCAUUACUUAAAGAUCAGCCACCGAAAUGGUCCCAAACAGCUUUUGGUUUGAUGCAUAAGUAGUGAUGACAGCUUUAUCCAGCUUGCUCAAUGUCCAUUCCAAAAUAACAUGGUCAAAGUAUUACUGUACACUCAAAGAAAUCCAAACUGUCUCAUCCUUUAUUUCUCUACAUGGAUAUGUACACUGCCCGUCGUGCGGAAACCACUUAGAUAAUGUUCAGUUCUUAAGACAUAUUUCAGCACAUUUGCUGGUGAAUGAACUCGAACUUGGUUCAUUAAUGUCUUUCAAAUUCUGCACAGAGUGCCUGUCCGUGCCGGAUGGAAUCAGUAUGACCUUACACAAUUGGAUCCAUCGGCAUGUAGAACAACAUACACCCCUCGCACUAAUGGAUGGUUGUUUUGUGUGUCCUAUUUGUGAGAGCAACUUUGUAUCACUUAUAAAAUUUGCUGUACAUUUAUACGAAAGACAUGUGUAUUUAGACUCGCCUUACGUGUGCACAAUAUGUUACGGAUUCAGAUCAUCUUUUUAUUGUGAAUUGAUAUCCCACUUCCAAGAUUGCCACCAUAAAACAAAUCACAUAUUCUGUCCGUAUUGUCUAAAACAUUUCGAAUUGUCUAUUUUGUGGAGUAUAGAUUUAGGACUACAUAUAUUCGAUGCACAGGCGUUUUACACGCACGUCCAGCAACAUUGGGAGCAAACGACAUAUCGAUGUACCUCAUGUCGUCUCGAUUUUAUACAUAAAAAGGAUCUUCAGUGGCACGAGUAUUUACACCAUUCUGGUCAUCCUUUAUCAAGGCCUAGUUACCGAAGUAACGCUUGUGAACAUUCGUCUCAUCUAACCGAAGAUCAACUGUCUCUUUCCUAUUCAAAUCAACUAGUUGCACACACACCACGCACACGACUAAAGUGUUUAGAAUGUGGAGAGCAGGUGCGUCACCCUGUACAUAAACAUUUCAACAUGACACUGCGCUGUGCUAGAUGCAAAUACACUACAUCAUGUAUUGUCGCGGCUAAUUGGCACUGGAGCAAAGUUCAUUGUGCACCGCCCAUACAACAGUCAUCUGAUUUUAAUGAUACUCAACCGUGGCACAAGUACAUCAACACUACCGCACAGCACGAAGCAGUCCCACCCAGCACUGUCAACGCAUCGCUUUACGAUCCAUGUUUCUCAUCAACUACUCAUACAAAGCGGUGCAGAAACGAACACGUCCCUGCAGGGUUAUUUGUAAGAGGAUAUUUAAGAUGUAACUGUGGCUUCCGUACGAUGGUCUACGACUUAAUGGCCCGUCACUUAGCAACGAAGGGAGACGGGCAUAAUCUCGCAAAGUUUGUAUACAGGCCUCGGCCGUCAUCGUUUUUAAUAGUCGCUCGUCCUGCGAGAGCGCUACGCACUUCCCUGUGGUGGCAAAAAAGAAUAGCACGAGCACCCCACUUUUUGAACUCUGUUGGACUAUCCCAAUAAAAAAUAUAGACGAACCUGGUGACUAUUUUUGCUGCAAAUUUUUUGGUUGUCUUGAUGUUGGCACUUGAGAUUGUCUUGUAAUGUUUGGUAUGCUCAGUGUACAUUCACAGUAUAUUUAGGUGCUGUUCGUGACUAUUUGGGUCACUGCCAG